GCAGGUGUGCUAAUUGAUAUACAAUAGCGUCUUCCUGGUAGUGUGUUGUUCGCCGCUGUUUUGUUUGUCGUCUCCCCUGGAAAUGGACCUAGCAUAAAUUCUCCUUGAAAACAAAUCAAUGUACUGUAAUGUUCUUGUUCCUGUGCAAGAUGUUGCAGUUUAUUGUCCUGCUUCAAGUGUCCCUGGUGGGCUUCGGUGUCUCGGUUGCCAGUCCAGGUCGGGAAUUUCUCAUGAGGUUUCCACCUCAUAAUGAUCCCAAAGCAAAUACCCGCCACAAAGUCACCAUCACGGCUACUAGAAUUCAGACGUCUGUCACAGUGAAGGUUCUGCAAAGCGACUUCACACGACUCAUCUCUCUCGCCGCCAAUCAAACAGAAACUAUUCAACUGCCUUUAUCUGUGGGAACAGCCAGUGCUUAUUCCUCCUCCCUGCUCAGUGUGACAUCUGUACAGCCCGUUAUAGUUCUGGUUUCAUUCUGCACCCACACCGGAUGUGAGCGUAGUCUACUCCAUGACGUGUCAUCCUGGGGUACCCACUAUUAUCCGGUUACUCCAAAUUUCGCCAGUCAGACUGCCAUCAGUGAAAUUGUGGUCACUAACUCGUAUCGAGAGACAUCAGUGGACAUUUUCCUCUCGGGGGAAGUGCUCUUUAAUGGAGAGUCAUACCACAACGGAAGCGUCCUUAAUUUGCAUUUAAGGGUGUUUGAGAGCAUCUACCUUCAAAGUAAUUUCAGCCUUUGUGGCUCAGAGGUGUACUCACAAGAACCAGUUGGGGUUAUAGUCGGUUUUACCUGCUUUGACUAUAAAGCAGGCGAUUUCCUGUAUGGAUUUGCUGAACUUAAACCAGUCUCCCGUUGGAGUUUUGACUAUUUUAUUCCCCGUGUUUUAAAUGCCGGAGUCAACCCCAGCCUCCUGUUGGCUAUGACAAAAAUUAACGCUAAUCUGGUUGUCGUUACUAGCAAUGAGAAGAGGAACGUGUCUUUACACGGCGGUGUUAUGAAGACCAUCUCGGUUGUCGCAUCAGAUAAUGUUUACAUAGCGAGCGAUGUUCCGCUUCAGCUUAUUUAUUUCAGACAUGAACUCGAGCAGCGUGCUUCAACCCUCACGGCGCUGCUCUCCGUAGAGGAUAUCUGCCACGGUGGGGCCAUGUUUGAUGCAGAGGAUAUUGGUUCACAUCCAUAUGAUAUGUAUAAUAUAAAGCACACCUUUACUGCACGGCCUAAAAAUGACUCCAGUUCUACUUAUGUAGAUGUGGCACACUACCUGAACACUAUGAACAAAGACUUGUAUCCAUCAGUGUGUGAAAAAAAUAAAUCCUCCUGUGACGACUUUCACUGUGGCCACAAUCAAAAGUGCUUCAUAAAAAACGGACAUCCAUCCUGUUCUUCCAAAACUAAAAUAUGCUCUGCAUGGGGUGAUUCAUAUUAUCGCACCUUUAACGGGACAUAUUUUGUCCUCCUGGGAAACUGUAACUACACCUUAGUUCAAACCACCUGUGCAGGAUUAAAUACUUCCUCUCCACUGCAGGUUAAUAUAGCCAGAGCAUAUUUAAGUGGUGGCGCUGUCUCCAGCAUCCACAGCGUGGAAAUAAAAAUCCACGGAUUUCAUAUCGUCAUGUAUAAAGGAGAGCGAAAUCAAAUUAGGGUUAAUGGACAUAGAAGGUUCCUACCUUUCACUUUAGGUGACAGUUCCCUAAAACUGUAUCCAAGUGGGCUGGGUGUUGUUCUGGACACUUCAUUUGGCAUGACUCUGCAAUAUGACUGGCUUCAUAAUGUCCAAGUUGAAGUAGGCCCAGAGCUGCAUGGAGCUCUGUGUGGGCUUUGUGGAAGUGCCAGUGACAGCAUCACCGCCUGGAACGGGGCUACUACAAAGCCCGGAGCUGUGAAUCUUACCCUCCCCUGGGUGUUGGACAGCAACGCGGGGUCGUGUAUGGAAGACUGUGGAAGUGGCACGUGUCCAGCGUGUAUCCAAAGUGCAAGUCGGUCUUACCCCGGCGUUAAGGAUGGCUCCCCUGAGAACAAAUGCUCUUUACUGAAGACGACUGAUGGGCCUUUUAGUGACUGCCACUUGUAUAUCGAUCCUCGGCCUUUUGUUCUUAGUUGUGUGAGCAACCGGUGUCUCGGCGAAGGAACCGCUUCGAUGUGUAAGGUCUUCAAGGCCUAUGCCGGAAUCUGCCAAAGAGUUGGGGGCAGGAUUCAAAACUGGAGAUCAAUUUCCAAGUGCAAUAUGGCUUGUCCUCAAAACAGCCAUUACGAGGUGUGCGGUUCUGCCUGCCAGCCAACAUGCGCUCACCCAGAAGUCCGGCAUGUCUGCUCGCUACCAUGCGUGGAAUCCUGCCAAUGCAACAGGGGAUAUCUGCUCAGUGACGGAAAGUGCGUAUCUCCUAGCAAGUGCGGUUGCGUCCACAACGGCUCUUACCAUCCCCCCGUGAAGACCUUCUGGACGGACAAGCGGUGUCGUGAGAAAUGCGUUUGCCAGCCUCACUCCAAGACUCUUACGUGCGCUCCGUCUCAAUGCCAGACCGGCAAAGUCUGCAAGGUGAUAAACGGACUCCCUGGUUGCCAUGCCGAUAGACCUGGUCUAUGUAUAGUAAAAGGAUAUUCUCAUUACACCACCUUUGACGGCCGCAAGUUUGACGUUCAUGGAAACUGUAGUUACUUACUCACAUCUCAUUGUCCCACCUGGGGAGACCUACAAGACUUCAAGAUCGAGGUUCAGAACCAUUAUGGUGGUUCUUUUCGGUGUGUUAAGUUAUCAGUUGAUGGUUAUUCCAUCGAGAUGUCAGACGAGUGGAGUAACAAGAUCAUGGUGAAUGGUCUGCUCCUGAAUCUACCGUCUGUUUUGACCCGAGGCAAAGUAAUGCUGUAUCUGAAGGGGCAAUCAAAGUGUAUAGAGACCGACUUUGGUGUUAUUGUGACGUACAGCUCAGACACCCUGACUGUGACAAUACCCACGGUCUUCUCUGGUAAUUUAUGUGGACUGUGUGGGAACUUCAAUGACGAUGCCGAGGAUGACCUGGUGCCAGAUGACACGUUCGAUAUAGUUCCAGCUGUAAAGCGGUGGAAAACAAACGAUGAACACGAAUGUGUGGAUGUCCCCUUGAACGCCUCAGGCUGCAGUCAACAAGAGCUGGUUCUUUAUCAGGGCAAGGAUUUCUGCGGCAGGUUAUUGGAUCCUGAAGGGGCAUUCCGGAGCUGCCACAGCAUGGUCGAUCCCGAAGAUUUCUAUAACGACUGCGUUUAUGACCUUUGCAAUGGGAAUCAGACGACCUUGUGUAAGAUCUUAUCCAGCUAUGUUGCGGCGUGUCAAGAAGUGGGAACCUUAGUGGAUGAAUGGCGCGGGUCCAACUUCUGUUCAAUCACCUGCCCACCAAACAGUGAAUACCACCUCUGUUCCAGUCACAAGUCUGCCUGUGUUCAAAUCCCCCGUCGUCUUCCACAGGGAUGCAACGAGGGCUGUUUUUGCAAGCCUGGGUUUUUCCACGGCGGCGGGGAAUGUGUACCGAACUCUGAAUGCGGCUGCAGUUAUAAUGGUGUUUACCACAGAAUUCACGAAAACUUCCACCCCGAUGAAAACUGCCUUCAGUCCUGCGUAUGUGUGGGCCGUAAUGAAGCACGGUGUACGAACCACACGUGUCCGUCUGGGACCGAAUGUGUCAUCAAACAUGGCUUCCGCACAUGCCGUGCGUCGCAAUUUAAAUGUACACUCAUGGGAGAAAGACACGUGCAGACUUUUCAUGGGCAUCUUUUUGACGUGAACAUCGGAAGUUGGUCUUAUCUACUUUUCCAGUUUUGUGAUGAUCCUGGGACUUCUGCUGUCAUCCAGGAAGGCCAACUGGACCUCAGAGUCUACGGCAUGAUACUGACAUUGACUUGGAAGCAUUCGGAGAAAGUAAAGAUUGAUGGCGUUCUGAUGACACUUCCUGUUCAUACAAACGGCGUAGCAGUACUGCUCUCUGGUUCGCUGACCCGUGUCAUUUGUCCCGACAUUGGGAUUGUAGUCAUCUACGGAGGACCUAAUCUGAUCCAAAUAACUAUUCUAGAAACUCACAAAAGUAUUUGCGGCUUGUGUGGAAAUGCCGCUACACAUGACCAAGGAAGUCUGGUGUCGGAUGAUUCCCAAACGGGAUCUUCAUGGUGCCUUUCACCAGAUUGCACUGUUGCCUGUCAUAAUUGUUCUCAAUGCAACUCUUCCGAGGAAUUUGCCUCGGAUAGCCUCUGUGGCAUGCUGUUGUCUCCUGAAGGCCCGUUUGGUGCGUGUCAUUCUACUGUGGAUCCGAUGCAGUUUUUCCAGAAUUGUGUCAAUGACCUGUGCAGGUCUAAUAACGAUGAACUGCUUUGCGAUAGCUUGAGACAGUACACGUUUGCCUGCCAGGAUGCAGGAGCCGAAAUCAAACCAUGGAGGGGGGAUAAGUGUGCACUUUCAUGCCCUAUGCACUCCCACUACAAAACAUGUGUCGGUGCAUGUUCGGAGUCCUGUGCGGUUUUAUCUGAUGUACCGUGUCCAUGGCCCUGCUAUGAAGGAUGUCAGUGUGACUCGGGAUACAAGCAAAGUGGAGGUCGCUGUGUCAAACCCGAGCAAUGUGGCUGUUUCUUUGGUGGGCAGUACCAUAAGGUUGGAGAACUGCUGUGGAAUGAAGGCUGCUCCAAGCGGUGCAACUGCUGUUACACUGCCACUCUGUGUUGCGAACCAGCCUCUUGCCCCGAGGGGCAGAGCUGCGUCCUUAAUGAAACCUGGCACUGUGCAGAGAAAAAUUUGUCCUGCCCAGUGAAUAGCCAUUAUGAGUCCUGUGGGACGGCCUGCCCUGCAACCUGUAAAGCCCAGUUCAAUUCACCCUGCACGCUGGCUUGCGUGGAAGGAUGCCAGUGUGACUACGGAUUCGUUCUGGAUGGCGACACCUGUGUCCCACCAUCUCGGUGUGGCUGCACAUACAAUGGACAUCAUUACCACGGCAAUGAGACCUUUUGGGGUGAUGACACAUGCACUCUACAGUGUUUGUGUGACCCCCACACCCACCGAGUGGAUUGCCGUGUGGCUUAUUGUGACGCUGACAAAUACUGUCAUCUUCAGAAUGGAGUCGCACGUUGCGUGAAGGAUGAUUUUCAGCGGUGCGUCUACACUGGCCGUCGCGUUGUCACCUUUGACCGGCGUAAUUAUAAUUUCUUUGGCACCUGCCAGUAUCAGUUGUUGGGAAUCUGUGAAGAAAAGCAAGGUCUUGAUGUCGUCCAAGUGAACGUGCGGACAGAUGGGAAUCUUCAGUCAGCGAAAAAUAUCUUGGUCUCCAUAAAGGGUCGGCUUCUGAAUAUAGACAGUAACAAUACAAACAACAUAAAGGUUGAUGGCACAAAAAGAAACCUGCCAUUCUACUACAACGAUACCGCAUUGGCGUUUUCAUUAGGGCUGCACACGUACGUCCUUGCAGCAUCUGGCUUUGCGUUGACUAUCAGCAAAGAAGGCACUCUCGUCAUUGCGCUCUCUCGCAAAUAUGCUAACGCUACUUGCGGUCUCUGCGGUAACUUCAACUCCGAUCCUGCUGAUGAUCUCACAGUAAACGCCACACAACAGCGUCUCACUCCUGAGCAAUUUGGGAACGCUUGGCGAAGUGAACGGAACCACCGGUGUGUGGAAGGCUGUCUACGUGGAAGCUGUCCAAAUUGUUCAUCUGAGGCUUUGGCCCGCUUCUCUGACGCAGAGGCUUGCGGAAAGAUCCUGGAAGUUAAUGGACCAUUCAGAGACUGUCACAGCAAAGUGGACCCCUCCAGCUUUUACAAGAACUGCGUCAGUGACCUGUGUCUUUAUGGAGAUGUGCAGCCUGCAGUGUGUCACUCGCUGGCAGACUAUGCUGAUGUCUGCCGUUAUCACAAGGCUCUAGUUUAUGCCUGGAGGAGCCCUGAAUUUUGCUAUGAAUCCUGUCCCUCCAGCACCACCUACAGCCUGAGCGCAACCCCGAUUCGCUUAUGCCUCGGCUACUCCAACUACACUUAUGAGCUCUUUUCAAACGUGGGCGAGAACUGCCUCUGUGAGGCAGGUUUAGUCCACAGUGGAAGCGGUUGCGUGCAUCCAAACAACUGCGGCUGCUUGCACAACGGGGAAUACCUCACAGCAGGGGAAGUGGUGUCUACAUGCGACCAAAGGUGUUUAUGUCAACCCGCGGGAAAUUUGACUUGUGUUGAUGUGUCAUGUAGCGAGGAGGAAGAAUGUAAGCUUGUUGAAAGCGUCCGAGGUUGCCACCCCAAAGCUAAAAUGGGUCACUGCACCAUAAACGGAUCCCGGUAUACAACGUUUGAUGGGCGGGAAUUUGAAUUUGAUGGUUCAUGUAACUAUACUCUGGUAAAAACAUGCUCUCUGAUGGGCCUUGAUGUGGAGCCACUUUUAAUAACGGUGCAUGGUAACGAGAGUGAAGGCAAGCGACUCUAUCUGCAAGUUGGCAACAUUACUUUUAAGAUGUCAGCUGAUUAUUCUGGCAAAAUCCAAGUUAACGGACUUUAUGAGAACCUCACAUUCUCCCAGAACGUGACGGUGCAUCAGAAAAACAAAUGGACGACAAUCAAGAUUGCACACUCCAUAGAGAUCAUUUCCGACCUGCAUAACCAGAUAGACGUCAAGCUCCUGCAUGAAUAUCACCACACCACGUGUGGCCUUUGUGGGAACUACAAUGACGACCCCUCGGAUGAUAUGCAGCUACCCAACGGCACCGUCGUCUUUAAUCCCGGUGAAUUUGGAACCGGAUGGAAGUUGUCUGACUCUGAAUCGUCAUGCAGAGACGCAUGCGACGACGGUUCAUGCCAACGGUGUCUAUCCUCAGAGUAUUCAUCGGACUUGUAUUGUGGACUUCUCAACCAGUCAAGGGGACCCUUUUCUUUUUGUCAUUCACUAAUAUCUCCGCAGAAGUACUUCUCGCUCUGCGUGAAUAACCUUUGUGUUGCGCAGGGCCAAAAACAAGCUUUGUGUGACGUACUGGAGGUAUAUGAAGCGGCGUGCAAAGAAGCCGGAGUCGGUGUUGACCCCUGGAGGAACAGCACAGGCUGUGCUUCAAAAUGUCCUCGAUUCAGCCAUUACAGACAGUGUGCAAAUGUUUGCUCCUCCUUGUGUCCUGGGAUCAGUCUUGGUAUUCAGUGUCCUAGACAGUGUGAGGAAGGAUGCGAGUGUGAAGCUCGGUACUUUUAUGAUGGCCAUGCAUGUGUGCCGGCUGAGCAGUGUGGCUGCAUGCAUCAUGGAAGUAGAAUUAAGGUUUCGGAAAGCCAGCUUCUACAAAACUGCACUGUUAACUGCACCUGCGUGCCUCCUCUUAUUUGUGAGGAGCAUAAGUGUCCACCACUGCACAGUUGUAUCACUUUGGAUGGAGUGGAUCGCUGCCACAAAGAUGACCUAGAUCCCUGUGAGGGGACAUGUGACGCGUCUGAGAGUUGCUACCUCAGCAAUGGGGAAGUUGUUUGCGAGACCCGUCCGGGUCGGUGCUGGACAUGGGGAAGCCAGCACUACCGCACCUUCGACGGGUUCACUUAUAACGUGGACGGUACCUGCACGUAUCUGCUUUCGGGCAGCAAAGGCACCGCUUGUGAAGCUCCGCCUUUCAGCGUGUCCAGGAAGAGCAAUUGCAAAGAAGCGUCCCCGAUGCAAGUGGUGACUGUACAAGUGUAUGGGUUCAUCAUCGUACUUUCUGAUGAGGACAGUGUACAUGUUAAUGGCGAAGUUAAUUAUAUCCCUAUUACUCUUCUUCGGGGAAAGAUUGACAUUUCAAACAAGGAUGGCAAAGCUCUGCUGAAGACGGACUUUGGACUGCAUGUAUUGUUUGACUGGAAUACCACCGUUUUCAUCACGCUAAACCCACAUUAUAAAGGUAUUGUGUACGGGCUUUGCGGUAAUUUCAACGACAAUCCUCAAGAUGAAUAUACUUCAAAUCUACCUGGUUCCCCUCCUGUUAACACAAGCGUGGAGUUUGCUCGGGCAUAUCGGCUUUUCGAUGGCGAUCAUAAGUGUUGUACCGGUUGUAAACAGAAACUGGACAUGGCUAUGUUUCUGGAGGAUAUGGCCGCUGUAGAAAAAAGUCACUGUGCUGAUCUCCUGUAUCCAAAUGGUCAGUACGCACGGUGUCACGGUCUUGUCAACCCAGACCCUUUUUAUCAAAGUUGUAUAGACUUUGUGCCUAAAGGAGGCGCUAAAGCUGCUGUUGACCAGACUACAUCUUCUUAUUCCUUGGUUUGUAGAGAGCUCAAUGAGGACUUCCUCUUUGGAGUGCCAGUUUUUUUUCGCUGUCCACCAAACAGCCACUAUAAGACCUGUGGAUCAGCCUGUCCAAUAACAUGUCAACAAAGGGACAGAUUCUGCAUUAAGGCUUGCGUCCAAGGCUGCUUCUGUAACCGCGGUUUCAUCGACAGUCCAAAGGGUUGCGUGCCACCGAAGCAGUGCGGCUGUACAGAUUCCGCAGGAAAAUACCACAAUCUAAACUCUUCUUUCUGGAUCCCGGAUGAUUGCGGACAAUUCUGCACCUGUAGACCAGAAGGGAUGCGCUGCAGUCCAUCGCAGUGUCCGAAAGGAAUGUCCUGCAACCAGCUAACCCACAACAGAGUGUGUCAACCCGACAAACCGCUGAACUGCAGCGUCGUCACCGGACUGCACUUUACAUCCUUUGAUGGACAUCGUUUUGACUUCAGGGACAGUUGUGCGUAUACUUUAGUUGGGACAAAAGCCAACCUAAACGGAAGUGAAGCGUUCACAAUCACCAUCUCUAAUGCAAGUUGCCACAGAAAGUUUUUUCAUUGUCUAACUUUGACCCUCUCGGUCUACGGCUUGGGAAUAGUAAUCGGCAAAGAAGACCCUGGAAAACUUCUGGUUGACGGGCUGCAUAAACUCUUACCAUACUCUCACCCAACGGGACAUUUCAACGCCUACCGCACACCUUCAUCUCUGGUUGUUCAUCUCGAUGUGGGAUUACAGGUGAUGGUUUAUAAAACCGGCACUGUGGUGGUUGUACUUCCUAGCAGUUAUGCCUCUUCUGUUCACGGACUUUGCGGGAAUGCUAACUCCGACCCCUACGAUGACCAAAUUAUGCCUGAUGACGAAGAGGCCCAAAAUGUGCUCGAGUUCGCUCACAGCUGGAGGUUGGGCGGACCGAUGUCUUGUAGGUCGAGCUGCACUUCCAAAGUGAAGACCUGCCCAGUAGAUGUACGCAAACUUUUUGAAGGCAGUGAUUUUUGUGGGGUACUCGUGGAUGAACUCGGGCCUUUUGCGGAGUGUGCUUUAGUUUUAAAUCCAAAGCCAUACUUCCACGACUGUGUAACGGAUGUCUGGUCUUAUGGAGGACAUAGCCUGGCUCUCUGCAGUUCCAUUGCAUCUUAUGCUGCUGCCUGCCAAGCAGCUCAGUUGCCCGUCAGGCAAUGGAGGAGUGACACUUUCUGUGGUAUGACUUGCCCCACGAAUAGCCACUAUGAACUCUGUGGCCCUCGAUGCCCUGUUGUGUGCGCUGGACUUCCCUCUUUGACAAACUGCACUGGCGUUUGUGAGGAGGGCUGCCAGUGUGACCCUGGCUACGUCUUGAGUGAUGGUCAUUGUGUACCGGCGGCAGACUGCGGUUGCCUAGACGGGGGACAAUACCAUCCAGCUGGUUACUUUUACGACGGGAAAAACUGUGAAAUUUGUCACUGUUAUGAAGGAAAACUGUCUUGCAGUCGGUCUCCUUGCAGGCCCACAAAAGGCCUCGCGUCACUCGUUGACAUUGUCCGUCAAAAACCCAGGCACUAUGGGGUAUGUGAAGUGUUUGCAGGCUUUGGAUAUGUGACCUUUGAUGGUUUGGUCAUACCUCACUGUGGACCCUGCACCUAUUUGGUGUCCGAACGCGCUCCUACAGCUAUGCACGGUCACACUUUGUUGCUUAGCUUUGAGAAGGAGACUAGUAACACUCUAAGAAAGCUGGUAUUUAUUUUUAAUUCAAUGGAAGUCGCCAUCAAUCCAGAGACUCCAUGGAUAAUACAAGUGAAUGGUGAAGACCACAAUGUGCCUUACAACGGUGGUUUACUUCAAGUUUAUGAAGAUGGGAAUAAAUUGACGGUCACCACUGUGGCCGGGGUGAGACUUGAGUUCUCAUCCUCAAAGUAUCUCCGACUAAGCAUACCGCAGAAUGACGAUGAUACAGCUUCAGGACUUUGUGGGAAUUUCAAUGGCGACAAAUCUGAUGACAUGGAGCUACGGACCGGUAAUCUUGCCCAAAGUGUAGCAGACUUGUUACAUAGCUGGUCCGUUGGACAGAGUUGCGAUGAGGACUGCGGUCAGUGCAAAUUGUCCUCGAACGCCACAUUAGUGUGUGAUGACCUCUUAAGUACAAGCAUUGAAUUCAGUCACUGCAUGAGCCGGGGAGUUGACGUCCGUGUUUACAGAGAUGUUUGCCUCAGAGCCAUUUGUGGUGGGUCGGCUUACAUGGAAGCUUUAUGUCUCGCUCUGGAAGCAUACACGGCAGCCUGCCAAGCCAAGGGAAUAACUGUCGGGUCCUGGAGAGAAAACACCCCCUGCUCUUGUCCGGAUCGCAGCAGCCCGAGUCGGUGUGUCGACUCCGCUUCCAACUCGUGCCCUGCCCUGCUGCAGGCUGGGUCCUCGGCAACUGGCUGUUCAGGGGGCUGCCAGUGCCUGAACGGAAACGUGUUCGACGGAGGCGAAUGUGUACCAGUCAGCCAGUGUGGGUGUAUGGUCUAUGGUAGAUAUCUCAAGCUGGAGGAGCAGCUGUACACAAACAAUUGCACCCAGCGAUGCUGGUGCCACCCACUAGGUGGCGCCUUGUGUGAGAAGACGACCUGCAGCCCGGGACAAAUAUGUGCUCUGAGGAACGGUUCCUGGGGCUGUCAUAUGAAACAGGAAGUCUGUCAACUCCAAAACAGCCUGCAGGUUUCCACUUUUAACGGGCAGGAGCUGAGCUUGGCACCCAAAACCCCUUACAGGUUGAUGGGCCUUUGCGAUGAAGCUGGUCCAAACUGGUUCAGCUUGAUCUCCUACUAUGGACCCUGUAUUGGCAGCGGCACCAGGCUUGUUACGGUGUUCCAGAUCCUUCUAUUGGGAUUCUCAAUUACGGUCCAAGAUGGCAUAGUUAAGGUGAAUGGACGCCUUGUGCCCCUCCCUCACAGUUUACCUUCAGGGGUGUCCCUGUCCUAUGGCGUGACCCAGGACAAGUCAGUGGUCGCGGUGAUCCUGAAAAGAGAUUUUGGAUUGGAUUCUGAGUUGGAAAUGGAAAUUUGUGCUACGACGGUUACACUCAAAGCAGGCCCGUGGUACACUGGGAAAUUAUGUGGCGUCUGUGGAAACCUUAACGACCCACACUUGCAUAAGUCACUCAAGUCGUGGGUUCUUUCAGACUUUGGAGGCUGCAACACUCAGCCAUCUCCGUAGCAAUGUACUAUAAG
Molecule: messenger RNA, 11386 nt
Organism: Doryrhamphus excisus (bluestripe pipefish)
Lineage: Eukaryota; Metazoa; Chordata; Actinopteri; Syngnathiformes; Syngnathidae
Source: RefSeq, a predicted model, not a curated record